Molecule: messenger RNA, 540 nt
Organism: Nicrophorus vespilloides
Lineage: Eukaryota; Metazoa; Arthropoda; Insecta; Coleoptera; Silphidae
Product: nucleic-acid-binding protein from mobile element jockey-like
Exons: 1
Coding region: 37-540 (167 amino acids)
Source: RefSeq, a predicted model, not a curated record
GUCUCGAUUUCCUCACUUUCCUUUCGACGCAACAACAUGAACAGUGCUCCUGCACCCCGCCAGUCCUCGUACUCUUGUGUUUUGAAAGGUGUACACAAAACCAUCACCAUGGAGGAAGUAGAGGAUGCCCUGAUGGAUCAUCAGCUUCGACCAUCAAAACUGUGGCGUAUCACUUCGAGGAAGACCGGAGAGCCUACUACCUUAGUAAGGAUUCUAUCAAGGCAUGAGGAGGACGUCUUGAGCCUCAUCCAAAACGGACUUAAACUCCUGGGUGAGCGCUUACGCGCCGAAGCUUCCCAUCCUCCUCCUAACCAACCAUUGCAAUGCAAUCGCUGUCUUGCAUUCCACGCUAUAACAACUGGCUGUACGAAGAGCCAAACCUGCGGCCUAUGUUCCGGCCCGCACGCAACAAAUUUCUGCACGAAGACCGCCGAGACUACACCUAAGUGUGCGAACUGUGGAGGUAACCAUGCCGCGUUCAGCUAUAGUGCCCCAGCCGCCCAAAGGCCCCCAUUGCGCCAGAGCUUGUUGCCCCUUUGA